Molecule: messenger RNA, 741 nt
Organism: Cloeon dipterum
Lineage: Eukaryota; Metazoa; Arthropoda; Insecta; Ephemeroptera; Baetidae
Exons: 9
Coding region: 8-643 (211 amino acids)
Molecular function (GO): odorant binding
Source: RefSeq, a predicted model, not a curated record
CUCAGCAAUGAUGAACUGCAAGAUCGGUUUUGGCUUCGUGGCUUCUCUCGCCCUUCUGGCUCUGGUGCGCACCGAUUCAGGAUGCCCGGAGCUUCUGGCUAAAAUGAAGAGCAACGGUUGCUGCAAUCUCCCGAAAACUCUUCCCGAAGAGACCCUGAAGGAAUGCAAAUUAAAUUCGAACAGUUUUAGAGGCAACGGUAGAUUGGGCAUGAAGGCCAUCAUGGGAGGUAUUCGCAGCGCAAGUUCCAUGCCUUGCAAGAUGGAAUGCGUCUUUAAGAAAUUGGGAUUGUUCAAUGAAACGGCGAACCGCGUGGACACAGACGCUGCGAAGGCCGCCGUUGUCCAGUACGCGCCGGAUGCGUGGAAGGACGCGGCCGGCACUGCUGGAAAUAUUUGUUCUACUACCCUGAACAACUUGUACACUAAAAUGGAUUCGACCCCAAUGCCGGACCUCGGCUUCAAACCUUCCUGCAAACCUUGCUCCUUCUUGUACUCCACGUGCAUUACUAUCGAACUCAUGGCUAACUGCCCGUCCCCGUCGAACAGUUCAGCAUGCACUUCCAUCGCGGACUCGUUCAAGACGUGUGCCAACAAUGUCACCACCUUCUUCCCACCGCCGCCACUGAAACGCAAUCGUUCCUAAUUUCUUGAACCCUGCUUCGACGACUUCAACAUGAGCAACAAUUACAAUAGUAAAUUUGUUUGGUGCUAAUUGCAUGGAAUAAAUUUUGGACAUUGAAA